AUGUACAAGGUGCAACUUUUGUCAUGCAUUGCACUAACUCUUGUACUCCUCACAAACAGUGCACCUACUUCAAGUUCUACAAAGGAAACACAGGAACAACUCGGUCAACUACUGCUGGAUUUACAGGUGCUUUUGAAAGGAGUUAAUGAUUACAAGAAUUCCAAGCUUUCAAGGAUGCUAACAUUUAAAUUUUAUAUGCCUAAAAAGGUCACAGAACUGGAACAUCUUCAGUGUCUAGAAGAAGAACUCAAACCUCUGGAAGAAGUGCUUAGCUUAGAUCAAAGUAAAAACUCUCAUUUGAGAAAUAUUAGAGAAUCAAUCAGCAACAUCAAUGUGACAGUUCUGAAACUAAAAGGAUCUGAAACGACAUCCAGAUUUGAGUGUGAUGAUGAGACAGUCACUGUGGUAGAACUCCUGAACAGAUGGAUCACUUUUUGUCAAAGUAUCAUCUCAACACUGGCUCAUAAUUAAGUGCCUGCUGUUCAUGACAAAUCAGACUAUUUAUUUAAAUAUUUAAAAUUUAUAUUUAUUUUUGGAUGUACUGUUUGCUAUCUUUUGUAACUAUUAAUCUUUAG
This is a messenger RNA of Ochotona curzoniae (black-lipped pika), 575 nucleotides long. RefSeq names its product interleukin 2 (gene IL2). The record is from RefSeq and is a predicted model, not a curated record. Gene Ontology annotation, cellular component: extracellular region. Lineage: Eukaryota; Metazoa; Chordata; Mammalia; Lagomorpha; Ochotonidae. The transcript has 4 exons. The coding region runs from base 1 to 471 and encodes 156 amino acids. Gene Ontology annotation, molecular function: interleukin-2 receptor binding; growth factor activity. Gene Ontology annotation, biological process: immune response.